Exophiala mesophila is the source of this 1440-nucleotide messenger RNA. RefSeq lists its product as uncharacterized. Bases 1 to 1440 code for a protein of 479 amino acids. NCBI's taxonomy places the organism in Eukaryota, Fungi, Ascomycota, Eurotiomycetes, Chaetothyriales, Herpotrichiellaceae. The record is from RefSeq and is a predicted model, not a curated record. The transcript is spliced from 2 exons.
AUGACGACCACUCGUCUCCUCUUGGGCGAGGAGGUCACUUACGAAGAUGCCAAAACCCGGGAAACAAAUAUCCUUCAUCAUCUCACCUACCCAGACCGUUUUCAGCGUUUCUUAGCCUUCAUAUUCCGCCAUAAGAGUGUCAUUCAACAACGUGUUGCGCUUCAUUUGAAUCUCCGCUCCCCGUCCCAAUGUCAGAUCGUCGACUCCGAAGAAUGGAUGGAAGGAGCCUUCAACCUGUGCGUCCCCGUGAUAGUCAAUGGUUCAAAAUGUGCUUUGAUGCGGUUCCCAUUCCCUUAUCGAAUAGGGGACGGCACUUUUUGCUCUGGAAAUCGUGACGAAAAAUUCACCUCGACUGAACAACGCCCCGUUCAUGCUCGUCUCUUUCGCCUCCUCAAAUGUCGCUUCUUGUCCUGGCUCGGCCUUCCUGUCCCUUCGGAUCUCGUCCCACAUCAUAAUGGUAAUUGGAAGGGAAUGGGACCAUACCUUUUGAUUGAAUAUAUCGACGAGACCAGAGGGCAGAGGUUAUCCGACACUUGGGAAACAGGCCGGGUGAAUCCUCGACUUCGAAAACACCUGUUUCGUGGAAUUGCCCAGACCAUGUUAAGGAUGGCCCGAGUCCCCUUUCCCCGUAUCGGGUCCCUGAUAAUUGACGAUGAUGGUUUUCUUCGCCUAGCAAAUCGUCCUCUCACAUCCGAGCUUCAAGAUCUAGAGAGCGAGGGCAUCCCGCUGGAUAUUCCCAGGAAUCGCACUUACGAUACAGUUGGUGCAUACAUCGAUGACCUUCUCCAUUGUCAUGAUAGUCGAUUGCGGCACCAACCAAACUCGGUGUUUGAGCUUGGUGAUGCUGUCUCUCAAAUGGCUGCCCAUACCACGCUGAGGACAGUGCGAGCAGACUUCUUUCGGCGGGAUCUAAACGAAGGGCCGUUCACCAUGCAGCUAACAGACAUGAAUCGCCACAACAUAAUCGUUGACCGUGAUUGGAACCUCACGUGUCACAUUGACCUCGAAUGGACAGCUAUACUUCCACAGGAGUUUAUGCAGCCACCACUUUGGCUUACAAACCAGGCUGUGGAUACCCUGGACGUCGAUACAUACAACAAACCUCGAGAAGAAUUCAUGCAAGCUAUGGAAGAAGAGGAGAAAAAUAGUCUGGAACUACAACGCGUUGACAAAGAUGCCCUUCAGCUCUCUUCCAUCAUGAAUGCGAGCUGGGACCGUGGCACAUUUUGGUAUGUGCUUGCAAUGCAAAGCGCGACAGGUCUUCAUCCGAUAUUUUACGAUAGAAUCCAACCACUCUCUCCUCGUCUACACCGUGAGAAUGACCAAUUUUGCUUAAUUACGUUUGCAUACUGGGCAAGGCAGAGUCAUAAUUUCAUGGACGAAAAGGUCAAUCAAAAGGAAGAGUAUGACCGAAAGCUGCUUGAAGCUUUCCAAACAUGA